AUGGCCAGUGGACACAAGCGUCAAUGCGACGAUGAAGAGGGACGAAGGGCCUACAAGCUGGCACGCAAGGACUUGGAAACUCUGCCGGAGGAUGACGGCCAAUCCAUCACGUUGUUGAAGUGGAGCACCGAUCGCCGCAAAGACACCUACUCCGACUGGACCAUUGAAAUCAUUGUGGUCAAUGGAGGAGAACAAGAGGAGCAAGUCAAUGUCUACCAUGUUCACAAGUGUGUCUUGGCGCGAGGGGUUCGACGAAGCAAGUACUUUGACAAACAGUUCCGCAAUGAACGCAACUUUCCCUUGACAAAACCGGCCACCAGUCGCUUGGAGCUGGAUCCAUUACAAGCCAAGGCGUUCCCACAGGUUUUGGACUACAUGUAUAAUCCCAACUGUCCUCUGCAGAUUUCCACAGAGAAUGCUACUGCAUUGCACUCCCUGGCGGACUACUUGGAUAUGCACCAGCUUCGAUGGGUGGCAACUAGCUUUUGCAGAAGUGACGUCUCUCUGGACACUAUGGAAACUUACUAUGAUCAUGCCAUGACUCUAUUCAAUGAAACUGUUCUGUCCAUUCUAGCAGAGUUCAUGGCCAACAAUUUGAACAGCAUUGAUCCAAACUCCACUCUUGUCCAACACAUCCAUCUUCGAUUGUGGGUGGACGUAUUGGCUCACGUCAAACCCCAGGAUAGAUACACUGCUUCUCUUGAUGCAAGCAAACUGGUGGCCAAGGUUCUCACUCGUCACAAGGAUACCCUGGAUGCCAAAACAUUCCAGUUUCUCACGGCACAAGACUCCUUGCCCAGAAUCGAUCCGUCCGUGGCACUGACUCUGCUGGAAAUCGAAGACGAAAUGGCCAUCGUCUCUGUGGAUGACAAUGCCCCACCAACAUCGCUUCAGAAGCGAUGUGCCAAAGCACUCGCCAAGACGUGGCAGAUCUUUGACACUGCGGAGGAGCGGCUGAAGGAGCGAUCACCUGCCUUUCUUACGGAGCUACUCCACCAGUCACUCGGUGAAGCAAGAGUGGAAAAUGAGGUAAUCAAGAUCGACCUCGAGCAGAAACAGCAGCGCUUGACAGAAACAGAGCAGCGCUUGACAGACGCAAGACAGUCCUUGUGGAAGUUUUCUCGUCCAUCGAAUCGUGGUGCCGAAGAGAACGGUACUCGACUUUGGCGUGGCUUGGAACUGCCUGCCUCUUGGUUUUAA
Molecule: messenger RNA, 1200 nt
Organism: Seminavis robusta
Lineage: Eukaryota; Bacillariophyta; Bacillariophyceae; Naviculales; Naviculaceae
Source: the annotation of a GenBank genome assembly